UUUUCUAUACAAAAUAUGAGAAAUUUAUUAAAUUCUUUAUCAAAUUAUUUAUCAUUUCAUUCAAUUAUUCUUAAAUAUUCAUUAAAUGAUAUUAUUAUAUUAAAUAGUUCACAAUUAUCAAAAUUAAUUCAUCCAUCAAUAUCAGUUCUUAUUAUUGAUUUAAAUACAAUGACUACAACAGAUUGUCAUCCUAUGUUAGAUAAGAUUCGCGAUCAUCUCUCUUGGAUCGAUACUCGACAAAAUCAACAAAUCGAUUUUGAUAAUGAAACAAAUGAAGAAUGGUCGAAUUUAAUUCAAUCAUUAAAUCAUACAACUGUUUUUGGUUAUAUUCUUGGAUAUCCAUUUAUUUAUUUUUAUUCAUCAACAUUACUAUUGAAUGUGACUACAUUAAGAAAUUUUCGUUUAUAUAUUAAAAUAAAUGAUUAUAAUAAUGAAAUUUUACUUUAUUCAUUUUCAUGUCCUAUUCAUUCAAAUAUAGAUCAAAAACAAAUUGAAUCUACUAUAAAUAAUUUCUUUUCAUUAUUAUCUAUAAAAAUGAAUUCAAAUCCGAUGAUAAAAAGUUAUCAUCUAGAUAAUCAAAUUAAAGAACAAUCAACCUGGUGUCUCUGA
Molecule: messenger RNA, 609 nt
Organism: Rotaria sordida
Lineage: Eukaryota; Metazoa; Rotifera; Eurotatoria; Philodinida; Philodinidae
Source: the annotation of a GenBank genome assembly